This is a messenger RNA of Malassezia vespertilionis, 2121 nucleotides long. It is a transcript of the gene MIH1, whose product is annotated as protein-tyrosine-phosphatase. Gene Ontology annotation, molecular function: protein tyrosine phosphatase activity. The record is from RefSeq and is a predicted model, not a curated record. The coding region runs from base 1 to 2121 and encodes 706 amino acids. The transcript has a single exon. Gene Ontology annotation, biological process: positive regulation of G2/M transition of mitotic cell cycle; G2/M transition of mitotic cell cycle; positive regulation of G2/MI transition of meiotic cell cycle. Lineage: Eukaryota; Fungi; Basidiomycota; Malasseziomycetes; Malasseziales; Malasseziaceae. Gene Ontology annotation, cellular component: nucleus; cytoplasm.
AUGGUCACUAUCCUGUCUUCGCCGCAGAUCGCGGCGGCAGCGUGGAGUAGCGACGAGGGGGAUCAUAGCACAUUGUCGCCUGUCGCCCGAGAUAACGCCGCAGUCCAGGAACUGGACCACUCCUUUGGCUCGUCCAUGUCUAUCAGCUCGCUCGACAGUCCGGAGCGCGCGGCCGAGCGACGGGCCACGCUGGCGGUACUUGCCGAAGAUCCAUUCGGUGCCUGCGACACUGCACUAUGGCCAGCGAACAAACCCAUGCUGAAUAUCCUAGCCAAGAGCUCGCCGCAUGCAAUGGAGAUUAGCUCGCCGGCUGCGCCAGAGCUUGGCUCGCGUGCAUCCCAAGACAUUAUCGCUUGUGCACAGCGCCGCGUGGCCUGUGUACGGCGCAGCGCUACUCUGCACACAUCCAUGUCUUUGCUCCGUACAAUGUCAUCGGCCGACCCCGCAUGUGAGCAGGACUCUAGUCCUACAGAUGGCCCGCCUGCCAAGCGGCGCCUUUCGACGUUUCGCACGGUGCAGGACGUGUCGUUUGGGUGCGGUGACAGCGAGCGAGUUAGCCGCGAUGCAGGUCCGUCCAGCAGCCGUCAUACCCGCUCCAGAAGCACCGCGCUUUGCUGGUCGCAUCCCGAAAUCUCGCCGUUGUGCUCCUCGCGGAAGAUUGCGCCGACUGUGACGUUAUCCCCUGCUGCAGAGGUAAGCGGCGAUGCCUCUUGGCUGCUGCAUGCAGAGCCGAGCAAGCGUGCGUGUUUGGUAAGUUCGCAUCCCGCUGCCUCGCCCGGCGGUAUGGCCGGGUAUUUUUUUGAUCCCCAGUCGCCGCAAUACACAGCCAGCGUCGCGCCGCCCACCCCGUGUUUUUCCCGCCCAUUCUCCCCGCCGCGCUCGCCGUGCUCGCCGAUGCACAACGCCACGUUGCUUGCACCUUCUCCCAUAAUUGCGUGCCGGUCUGACGUGUAUAAGGACCCAGCGCGCCCGCCCAUUGUUGAAAUGGACGGAGUUAUGAUGGAUGCACCCCAUGAUCCGCAGCGUGGAUCGCCGGUGCGUGCGUCUGCGCGGCGUCGCACGCCUGGUUUUGCGCUGCGGCGCACACAAACGUCUUUGCCAAACAACAAGGAAAACGUGAUGCCAAGUGCGCCUUUGCCGGCGCGCUCGCUGUCUCCGGUGCUCCCUGGGUUUGGCACGUUUGAGAUGGACAAAAAAGCACUCCCGUGCUUCCCUGUAAAGAGCGAUGGGCUGAUGCGCAUUUCGCCCACCACCCUGCGGACGCUGCUUCAGGGCGGUUUUGAGGACCGUGUCAGAGGAUACCAGGUGGUCGACUGUCGCUUCCCGUACGAGCACCAAGGCGGGCACAUUCCCGGCGCCAUUAAUAUGAGCACGGUAGAGCAUGUUCAGCGCCACUUUUUGACGCCUGGCUACGGAAUGCAUGCCGCGAAUCCCAUGCCGAUGCGGACUCAAAGUGGCAUGCCGGAUUGCCACGGCGAUACGCGCAAAUUUGUCCUCAUCUUUCACUGUGAAUUUAGCUGGAAACGCGCGCCGUCGUUGGCGCUCGCACUCCGCCAAAUCGAUCGGGCGAUGGGAUGCGACUACCCGAAAUGCCACUUUCCCGACGUCUACAUUCUCCAGGGAGGCUACGCAGACUUUUACAAGACGUAUCCGGACGUGUGCGAGCCAAGCGCAUACGUUCCUAUGGACGACCCACGCUACGUCCGCGAUCGAAGUGCAGAACUGACUGGGUUCCGCAGGCAGUUUUCGCGGAAUCGCAGCUUUGCGUACGGCGACGAACACUUUUCUGCCCUGUCCGUGCUCAGCAGCCGACCCAAUUUUUCCUCGACCUUGUUCCGUGCAGAGCAGCAACAGCCCGUCGCUGCGCAGGCCGCACCGCUGACCGAAGAGCCAAACACGCUUGAUGUGCCGAAUGCUGCGCGCGAUACGAGUUUUAGCAGUGCCGGUGACUCGUCGUUCGAGGGCGAUGUGUCGUAUUCACCGUGUGCCGCUGCGGAAUUCCGCCGCCCGGCGCAGCUUCCUGACCUGCCGCAUGCCCGUCCGUUUGUACGGCGUGCCUUGUUGCGUGCGGAAACCACGCCGAAUGCGGUACGUUCCGCUUCCCAUGUCCCUAGUGUAUGA